Molecule: messenger RNA, 590 nt
Organism: Diprion similis
Lineage: Eukaryota; Metazoa; Arthropoda; Insecta; Hymenoptera; Diprionidae
Exons: 3
Coding region: 75-590 (171 amino acids)
Source: RefSeq, a predicted model, not a curated record
AUCAUUGACCUAGCAAGUCUCUAAAUCAGCAACAAUCUCGGUUCAUCGUCAUUCAAAAUUAUCCGUAUAAUAUAAUGUUGCUACUAAGGUAUUUGAACACGUUUUCGGUCAUACUAAUUGCUCUGUUAAUUUCUUUAAACAUUUGUAAAUCCUCGCAAAUUAUCGGCUGUGAUCCUGACUUGUCAACGCCAACUACUGCCGAUCAAUCUUAUGAAGAGUAUCAACAAGAAUUUGCGGAUGAAAUUGACGACGUAAAUGACUACAUGCAAAUGGUGGCAGAUCGGCUAACUAAAGACGGUGUAGUUGUCGUUCGAGCUGUCAGGACCACAUUUAAUGUUCCGGGAACUGACGAUGAUUUGCUAACACCGGAUAACUUAGAUCAAGGAGCAAGUGACUGCGUAUCCGACCAACUAAAAUUCAAAAAAGGUACGGCUAGCAUGCAGACUACCGUGUCUCAGGAUGCUGACGCCGAAUUUGAAAUAGAUCCAACGAUGACCGGAGUAAUACCCUCCAGUUUUGUAGAAGAAAAAUCUCCUUGGAAAACUGAAAACUUGCCACAGCACAAUCCAAAUGAAAAAGUUACUCCCUAG